Leguminivora glycinivorella is the source of this 4155-nucleotide messenger RNA. RefSeq names its product venom dipeptidyl peptidase 4-like. Bases 238 to 2718 code for a protein of 826 amino acids. Gene Ontology annotation, molecular function: dipeptidyl-peptidase activity; serine-type peptidase activity. NCBI's taxonomy places the organism in Eukaryota, Metazoa, Arthropoda, Insecta, Lepidoptera, Tortricidae. Gene Ontology annotation, biological process: proteolysis. The record is from RefSeq and is a predicted model, not a curated record. The transcript has 19 exons.
CUGAACCACGCUCGCUUUGUUUACAAAUAUGUUCACGUGAAUGAAAUACCAGAUAAUGGUUUAGAGUUGGUUACUUGUUGUGGAUGUUUUCUUAUUGGUCGUGUUUCGGAGUAGGUACCUACAUGGUUCUUUGAAGUGUGAAAGUGUUUGUGUAAAAGUGUUGUGUUCUGAAAUAUUUCAGGAAAUAAUUUAUGGGCGUGUUUUAAAAUUUUGAAUGGGUGACGAAAACAUCUCACCAUGACUCAAGAAAACAGCAACUCCACGAUGGAGAUGGGCACCAGUGACCAGGUCCUGGUAGCGUCAGCGAAAAAGAAGACAGUAACGUACAUCGUCGGCUUCGUAGUCAUGGCAGCCGUGGUUGCUGUGGUGGUUACGCUAGUAGUCGUGCUGUCGGGAAAUGAGGGGGGGACGUCCCCUGUGACUACGGAAAGUCCCACUACGGUGUCGCCACCGACUACUAUAGCGCCUACGGUACAACCGCCAACAGUGGAGCCAACAGAGCCUCCGACGCCGGCGCCGGAGCCCGAGCCGGAGCCCGAAGCAACGCCCAUAGACUUGGAAGACGUCAUCAGCGGCAUGUUCACUGCACCUUCCUUUAAUGGCUCUUGGGCUUCAGGAAGCGACAUAAUGUACCGCAACGAUAACGGCGACCUAGUACUUUUCGACUUGGACACAGACAGUACUACCAUCUUGAUCUCAAAUACUUCCGAGGUGUUACAGCAGUCGACCCGUUUCACCGAGCUGUCACCAGAUGGCUCGCAAGUGGUGUUAGCGCACAGCGUAGUGCCCGUGUACCGCUACAGUUACCUCGCUCGCUACUCCGCCUUCGACGUCAACACCGGAGAGACGAAAGACAUCCUUCCCCCCACCGUCGCUCGCAGCACCGACGGUUUCCUCCAGAACUUCGUCUGGGGACCUUCUGGGACGUCCUUAGCCUUCGUGUAUACGAACAAUAUAUACUAUCAGGCUUCUCUGAGCCAGGAGCCAGUGCAGAUCACCACGACUGGCCAGUUGUAUGUCAUUUAUAAUGGCAUUCCGGAUUGGGUUUAUGAAGAGGAAGUGUUCGGCUCCAACAACGCAAUGUGGUUCUCAGCCGAUGGCGAACACCUGGCGUACGUCACAUUCGACGACACGAAUGUUCGCGUCAUGCGUGUACCCCACUACGGUGUACCCGGGUCUGUGGACUAUCAGUACACGCAGCAUCAUGAGAUUAGGUACCCUAAGCCUGGUACCACCAACCCGACGGUGACGGUGACACUAAGGAACCUGGAGUCUGGCGCUAACACGGUGUAUGCUGCGCCUACUGACUUGAAUGAGCCAAUACUGAAAGCCGUGAAGUUCGUCACUAGCAACACCAUCGCUCUGAUGUGGACCAACCGCGUUCAGACCACCAUGAGAGUGGUCACAUGUACCCUUGGAACUGCCACCUGCACCCAGAUUUACUCAUACACCGAGACGAACGGCUGGAUCGACAACAUUCCUCUCAUCUUCAACUCGCAAGGAACCGCUUUCAUCACCAUCCUGCCCCAAGCAGUAAACGGCACCCUCUACAAGCAAAUCGUCCAAGUCUCGGCACCAGCUACGGGCAAUGACUGGACUCUGCAGAACCGCGUCAACACGGCCAAUACCGUCGCUGAGAUCUUGAAGUGGACCGAUGAUGAUAUUAUCUGGUACAAGGCCACAAGCGUGAGCGACUCCGCCGAGCAGCACAUCUACACUAUCAACUCCAGCGGCACCGUCGAUUGUUUCACGUGCGAGAUAGCCAAGGAAGAUGGCGGACAGUGUCUGUACAACGAUGGCAUUAUCAGUGGAGAUGGAAACAGGAUCACUGUCAACUGCGCUGGACCAGAUCUGCCACAAAUUUUCAUCUACAACUCUAACGGUAGCCUCGAGCUAGACUGGGACGACAACAACGCCACAAGCCAGGUUGUCUCCAACCGCAUCCUGCCCGUGCAGCUCCGGCUUUCCGUGCCGGUCGCCGCCGGCUUGCCCGACGCAGACGUGCAACUGCUGCUGCCGCAUGAUUAUGAGCAGAGGACUAAUGUGCCCAUGCUUGUUUAUGUCUACGGCGGUCCAGACACAGCCCUCGUCACGAAACAAUGGAGCAUCGACUGGGGAACCUCCUUAGUCAGUCGAUGGAACAUCGCUGUCGCUCAGAUUGAUGGUCGAGGGUCUGGGUUGAGAGGAGUUGCAAACAUGUUCGCAGUCAACAGGGCGCUGGGAACUGUGGAGGUUGAUGACCAGAUCUCUGUCACCAGAUACCUCCACGAAAACCUCCCCUUCCUGGACUCCAACCGCACUUGCAUCUGGGGCUGGUCUUACGGAGGUUAUGCUGCUUCUCUGGCUUUGGCGAGAGGAGGGAACGUCUUCAGAUGUGCGGCAGCUGUUGCCCCAGUUGUGGACUGGAGGUUCUAUGACACAAUUUACACAGAGCGGUACAUGGACACUCCGCAGCAGAACCCAGAGGCGUACACCGCAUCUUCGCUUUUGACAGAUGAAGUGGUGGAAGCUUACAGAAACAAGCGCUACUUCCUAAUCCACGGGACUGCAGAUGACAAUGUGCAUUACCAGCACGCUAUGCUUAUCUCACGGCUGCUGCAGCGCGAAGACGUUUACUUCACGCAAAUGAGUUACACAGACGAAGACCACGCGUUAGUCGGCGUGAGGCCCCACCUCUACCACGCUUUGGAGAAGUUCCUAACAGAAAACAUGCUGUAAAUAGUGAUACAAACUAAAUAUUGCUCAGUCAAGUUAUUAGACACAAUAACUAAUUUAGGAACUUGGUGCAUUGAAGUAAUACGUCUAUUACUAAUAGGUACUAUAAGAGAUGUUUUGAGGAAAAUCUGUGCCAAAAUAUUCUAUUGUGGUUGGGCAUUGUCGAAAAAAAAGAUUCAAAAACUUUUUUUGUCUAAAAUAGGUAAAUUUAAUGUUUUUCCUACUCAGAAUUACGAGCCCUUUUCAUCCUACUAGGCGGAAAAAGCGUCCCAAAUGUAUUUUUCCUACUUCGUUACCAGCGGUUACAAAGUGGAAAGUAUGCAAAAUAAUAUGUAUAAUAUUUUGGGACCAUUUCUUUGUCUCUUGUUUUUUGUCCUAGAUCGAAAGGGCUCUUGAUUCUGAGUAGGAAAAACAUAAAAUUUACCUACCUUAGAAAAAAUAUUUUUGGUGAUUGUUCUCGCGAAAAUGCCCGGUCGAGCUCGACCGAUUUCUGUUAGAUAUCAUUGUCGUACCUACUAUAGGUAUUAAGUGUGAUUGUGCACAGGGUAAGAGUCCACAAAAAUAUUUAUUAUUUACUAUUCUGGGCAAGAGAAGUGGGUAACGGUUUUAAUUAUAAUAGGCCUGUCUCUGCAAGCGUUAAAUAAAAGUUAUAAUAACAUUUGCACUGACGUGGCGCUCAAAAUCUUUAUCAACUUAUACUCUGACUCCAAGCAUCUAGUAUCUGUAUUAAAGUUAUCUCCAACAGUUUGGAGUAGGGACAUUACGAUCAUUAAUUUAUCUGUUCUUAGUAUGUGACUUUCACUGUUAGUAAAAUUUGGAUAUGAUCUUUACUAUUGAUCGUUGUGAACUUUUUUCGGUGCCAUUGUUUUGUUCUACUAUAAUGUUGUUUGUUUUAACAAUAAAGACAAGUACACUGUUUUAUUACUUCAAUGUACCAUCAUAACAACUCUAGUCGCCUAAGGAUAAUUCCAAGGCUUUUUAAAAGAAUAAAAAUAUUAUAUGUAUUUGAUAAAUUAUUGUCUACAUUUCCGUUUGUAAUGAGUAUGGACCUUUUCCUGCAUUUAAAAUACAAUUAUUUUAGCCAGUCUGGACGUUUUGGAUACAUAAUUAUAGAGGAAAUAUAGAAAAAUAUACAUUCCUUAAGUAGAUAUAAAUAUAAAGACAAAUAAUAUACAGACAUCACAAUAGCAGUAAAAUUUAUUUACAAUAUAUUUUGUUUAUGUUAAUAAUUUUAAGGAGAGUUAAACUAAAACAGGGUAUGAACUUCCAACGUCUUGAUUUAGAUGACCGAAAAUAUGAAAUCUGUUAAAAAGCAUGAACAAAAAAUACUGUGCAAUAUUUUUGUCUUUUUUUAUUGUUACCAGUUCAAAAUACUACGAAACAGUAUUCCGUUUUACACUUAAUAAAAGUAUUUAUGUUAUCAUUUAUGGAGUUUAUAUG